CGAGAUUUAUCGAAGUCUGAAACGAAAAGAUAGAAUGGCUGCCACACUAAUAUCCCGAAACUCUAUGAGUUUGGUCCGACGCAGCGUCAUAAUUUCAGCUAUUCGGACGAAAGGGACUAUGCCUAGUGGAGCUGACCAUGCGACUGGCUUGGAGAAAAAGGAACUUCUUGCAAAAGCUGCAGGGAAUGAGAAUCCGUUUGACAUGCGUGUGAUAAAGCGCAAUGCUGGUACAAAAGACACACCCAAUCAGAUUCCUUCUAUAUUUGAUAAGCGUCUAGUCGGAUGUAUUUGUGAGGAGGAGGCCACGUGCGUGACGUGGAUGUGGCUUUACAAGGGUGAGCCCAGGCGUUGUGAGUGCGGUCACUGGUUCAAGCUGGUUGAAGCCAAAGGUCUUUGAACAGACGUUUCCAAGUCCUAAGUACAGAUGAAUCCUGGCGCAAGUGUACUUUAGUUUUUACACUGGACAAAUGUUGAUUUAUCAGCCAGUCUUGCAGAGUGAGUUAAAUUAUAUGUAGCUUCAAUAAUGGCAUGAAACGAGUUGACAAAAUAAAGAAGCCAAAAAUAAGAUGUUUAAAAAGUUACGCCUUUGCCUCACUAUGAUGUAAAAAAUUUUAGCUGCUUAUAAAUAAAGCAAUAUAGCUACUGUUGUUUAAUGAGA
This is a messenger RNA of Priapulus caudatus, 658 nucleotides long. Its product is annotated as cytochrome c oxidase subunit 5B, mitochondrial-like. The record is from RefSeq and is a predicted model, not a curated record. Gene Ontology annotation, cellular component: mitochondrial envelope. Lineage: Eukaryota; Metazoa; Priapulida; Priapulimorpha; Priapulimorphida; Priapulidae. The coding region runs from base 35 to 397 and encodes 120 amino acids. The transcript has 4 exons. Gene Ontology annotation, biological process: mitochondrial electron transport, cytochrome c to oxygen.